AUGCAAAAGAGAUUCCCUGAAUUCGAUGAUAAGCUAGAAUUAGACAGAAAUAGCCCCUUUUUUUUAGCUAAGAUAGCUCCACAACAAUAUAUUAGGCAUAUAGACUCCUCUUUUGAAUCUUUUUUCUAUCAGAGAGACUACAACUUAAAGAACUUUAACCAUUACUUGCAAGUGUUAGCUCAGUAGUACAAAAAUAAUGAGGCUUUAGAGGGUCUAAGAAAAAUGGAGACACUAGGUAUAAAACCAACUGAUGAGUCCUAUAAUAUGGUUAUGACUGCGUUUGCUAAAAAUAGAGAUGUUGAAAUGGUGGAAAAGCUUAAUUAAGAGGCUAUUGACAAAUAUGGAUUACUUCCUAGCGUGUCAAGGUAUAAUGCUUUGAUUUUAGCUCUAGCUAAAUCAGGUAAAGCACUUGAUGCUGAGAAAGUGUUAAGGGAGAUGAAGUAAAAUGGUUUAAAACCCGAUGUUGUUUGCUUUACAACUGUGAUUGAUGCCUAUAAAAGAAUCAGAGAUAUCAAUAAGUGCUGGGAGUUAUUUGAUCUAUAUGAAACAGUUGAAGCUAAUGGUGAUUUACCUGAUGAAUUUUUGCUCUCAUAUAUGAUAAGACUAUGUGCAGCAACUCACGAACCAGAGAAAGCAAUGAGAAUUUUUGAUAGAAUGGAAUCCAAUGGUUUUGUUAAAUAAAUAAUGCCCUAUAACUCCAUUAUUUUCGCUUUAGCCUCAACUCAUAGAUAUGCAGAAAAAGCUUUGGAAUAUUGGCAUAAAAUGCAUAUAGAUAAUGUCCAACCAGAUAGACAUACUUUUGUGGCAGUACUAAAAGCUUGUUCUUAGCUUGGUGAUGUAUAAACUGCCUACGAUGUGCUAUAGGAAUUAAAGAUAAAAUAAAUGCCAAUGACUGAACACGUUUACAACGAACUUAUAAGAACAUAUGGAAAUGCUUGCUCUGUAAAAGGCACAUCUGAAUCAUAGAUAGAUAUGUAUACCCAGGAUGCUUGGAAACUAUUUGAUCAAAUGAUUUCAGAGGGAAUAGAACCCAAUAUUCACAUCUUAAAUUCUCUAGUAUUUCUACAUGCGAAUUCCCUAAGAACUCCAGAGAUGGAAGCACAAGUGCUCCCUCUAUUUGAGAAAUACAAGAUCAAGCACGAUUUGUAUACCUAUCAACAUUUAAUCAAAGCUUAUCUCACCAUCAGAGAGAACGAAACCUUGCUAAAAAUAUUUGAUAGACUUGUUUAAAAAGAGAAAUUCAAGCCAAACUAAAUGAUUCUUGAUAUGGUGUUCUAGACUUGCCUUAGAAUAGAAAGUUCUGAUCGUAUUGCUACUGUUUUAGAAAAAUACGUUGAAUGCAAAAAGAUACCUGCUAAUUAUCUUAUGAAUCGUAUCAGUAAUGUCAAAGAUCUCCCAGAUAGAAUCUAUAUGCUACUUAAGGAAAAUUUUCCCAACAGAGGACUAAUAGAUAAGCCAGUGCGUGUUUUCUCAAAGCCUAAGUUUAGAUCAGACGAUGGAGUCGUUAAAAUGCCUUCUACUAAUUUUAAGAAGUUCAAGCCUAGAAAGACUCAAAAGAGAAAUCUUGGUUACAAGAUGAGGAAAGAAAUCAAUAGACUUUGA
Messenger RNA from Stylonychia lemnae, 1602 nucleotides. Lineage: Eukaryota; Ciliophora; Spirotrichea; Sporadotrichida; Oxytrichidae. The record is from the annotation of a GenBank genome assembly.